Miscanthus lutarioriparius is the source of this 1332-nucleotide messenger RNA. NCBI's taxonomy places the organism in Eukaryota, Viridiplantae, Streptophyta, Magnoliopsida, Poales, Poaceae. The record is from the annotation of a GenBank genome assembly.
AUGGUUGUCACCGUGCCAGUGAGAGGCGAUGUUCUGAUGGCCGCAAGUUAUAACAAGAGCAACUUCACAAGCGGCGGAUACGGAGACGUGCUUAAGCGUGGGUUCGAGUUGGAAUGGAGCUGUAUCACAGAGGAUGGGUGUCACCUGUGCGAGGCGUCGAACGGGCAAUGCGCCUAUAGCCAGCACAGGGAAUUCCUGGGCUGCUUGUGCGACGGAGGGAAGGCGGGCAGCCCUGACUGCAAACGAUCAAGAUCAAAACGGAAAACAGCAAUUAUUGCUGGUAUUGUUGCAGGCAUGUUGUCACUUCUAUUCCUGUGUCUAGUUAUUCUCAAAUUCUUCUCUGCUUCUAAAGAUGGUUUGCUGCCCUUCAAAUCAAAGGACGAACCAAGGGUUGAAUCAUUUCUACAAAAGAACGGGAACCUACAUCCGAAAAGAUACACUUAUGCAGAUGUUAAAAGAAUGACGAAAUCCUUUGCUAUGAAGCUAGGCCAAGGUGGAUUUGGUGCUGUAUACAGAGGCAACCUCCAUGAUGGCCGCCAGGUAGCGGUUAAGAUGCUGAAGGACACCAAAGGUGAUGGUGAGGAAUUUAUGAACGAGGUGGCUAGUAUUAGCAGAACUUCUCAUGUCAAUGUUGUGACACUUUUAGAAUUUUGCUUGCAAGGAUCCAAAAGGGCACUUAUUUACGAGUACAUGCCUAAUGGUUCGCUUGAAAGGUAUGCCUUCAAUAGCAACAUGAAUAGUGGAAAUUCACUAAGUUGGGAUAAAUUAUUUGACAUAGCAAUUGGCACGGCCAGAGGAGUUGAAUAUCUCCACCGGGGAUGCAACACUCGGAUCGUGCAUUUUGACAUCAAACCACAUAACAUCCUAUUAGAUCAGGAUUUCUGUCCUAAGAUCUCUGACUUUGGAUUGGCCAAGCUAUGCCUGAAUAAAGAGAGUGCUAUCUCCAUUGCUGGUGCAAGAGGGACAAUAGGUUAUAUUGCCCCAGAGGUUUACUCAAAGCAAUUCGGAAUAAUAAGUAGCAAGUCUGAUGUGUAUAGUUAUGGAAUGAUGGUCCUUGAGAUGGUUGGGGCAAGGGACAGGAAUACAAGUGGAAAUAGUGAAUCUAGUAGUCAAUAUUUCCCUCAGUGGAUUUAUGAACAUUUGGAUGACUACUGUAUCAGUGCUUCUGAGAUUAAUGGUGAGAUGACAGAGCUCGUGAGAAAGAUGAUAGUGGUUGGUUUGUGGUGCAUACAAGUGAUUCCGACUGAUCGGCCAACAAUGACUAGAGUCGUCGAGAUGCUGGAAGGAAGCACAAGUAAUCUGGAAUUGCCACCCAAAGUUCUCUUGAGCUGA